Tachysurus vachellii is the source of this 5037-nucleotide messenger RNA. RefSeq names its product roundabout homolog 2-like. Gene Ontology annotation, cellular component: plasma membrane; axon. The transcript is spliced from 27 exons. Gene Ontology annotation, biological process: cell-cell adhesion; axon guidance. Gene Ontology annotation, molecular function: protein binding. The coding region runs from base 465 to 4436 and encodes 1323 amino acids. The record is from RefSeq and is a predicted model, not a curated record. Lineage: Eukaryota; Metazoa; Chordata; Actinopteri; Siluriformes; Bagridae.
GUGUCCCUGCGCGCGCUGUCUCUUUAAGGUUAGUCUCGUGCCGCGCGCUGUCUCUGUACGCUGAGCUCAGCGCGCGUCGCGUCUUAAUUACAGCGCGGAGCUCGCGCAGAACAGGUGCAUCACGCGUCUCCAACGGACACGUUCGUGCAGGCUGCAGAAAUGGACCAGCAAGUCUCGCGCUUAGUUAUUUUCACCAAUAUUUGCGUUCAUCUCGAAUCCUGAUCUGAUCUCCAUGUGUCCAAGACUGUAAUCCAACAGUAGUUUUAGUGUAAAAGAUGCGCUUUUCUCUAAAUGCGACAGGUUCGGCUUGUGUGCGGUUUUUUUGGGUUGUUGUCACGCGCGCGCUUAUAAUUAUGGGACGUGGCGCUUUCGGGGUUUGUUCACGCGCGUUAUUCUGCAAUCAUCACGCAAUCAGCACUCUGGUGAUAGAAUAAUUCACUCAAACAACCCGGACGAGCGGAACAAUGGCGUUGCGGGUCAGACAAAGCUUCCUGCUGGUUUUCAUUCAGAUCUGUUUAUGCUCAGGCUCUCGGUUGCGUCUGGAGGACAGUCCGCCUCGGAUCGUGGAGGACCCAUCUGAUUUGAUUGUGUCUAAAGGUGAACCAGCCACGCUGAACUGCAAAGCAGAGGGCUGGCCUACACCCAGUGUGGAGUGGUACAAAGAUGGAGAACAUGUCGAGACGGAUAAAGAUGACCCACGUUCACACCGCAUGCUGUUGCCCAGCGGCUCGCUCUUCUUCCUGCGCAUCGUGCAUGGCCGCCGCAGCAAGCCGGACGAAGGCGUCUACACCUGUGUGGCCCGUAACUACCUCGGCGAGGCAGUGAGUCGUAACGCCUCCUUGGAGGUGGCCACCCUGAGAGAUGAUUUCCGCCAGGCCCCGAGUGAUGUGGUGGUCGCUGCCGGUGAACCUGCUGUGCUGGAGUGCAUCCCACCACGCGGUCACCCGGAGCCCAGCAUCUCCUGGAAGAGGAACAACGUCCGAGUGAGCGACACAGACAGCAGAAUCUCUAUGCGCGGUGGCAAGCUGAUGAUCUCACACACCCGGAAGAGUGAUGCAGGGAUGUAUGUGUGCGUGGGAUCCAACAUGGUGGGUCAAAGGGACAGCGAUCCGGCCGAGCUGGUGGUUUUCGAGAGACCGGUGUUCAUCCGUAGGCCGGUGAAUCAAAUAGUGCUGGCAGAGGAUACAGUGGACUUCCUGUGCGAGGUCCAUGGAGAUCCGGCUCCCACAAUCCGUUGGAGGCGUGAAGGAGGAGAGCUGCCUCGUGCCAGAUUUGAAAUCCGCAGUGACAACACUCUCCGUCUGCUGAAGGUGCGAGAGGAGGACGAAGGGACGUACACUUGUGUGACAGAAAACAGCGUAGGGAGAACCGAGGCUUCGGCGACGCUGCAGGUCCACGUCCCCCCGCAGAUUGUCCUCCAGCCCCAGGACCAGGUCUCAGCCCAAGGACAGACUGUCACUUUCCACUGUGGCACAAAAGGCAACCCUCCUCCAGCGGUUUUCUGGCAGAAAGAAGGGAAUCAGAUGCUGCUAUUCCCAGGGCAACCUCCCUCUCAGGCUGGACGCUACUCCGUGUCCAUGAGCGGUGAGCUAAUCAUCACUGCUGUCCACAGUGAAGAUUCUGGCUACUACAUCUGCCAAGCCAUCAGCGUGGCAGGAAGCACUGUCUCCAAAGCCUUCCUGAAGGUAGUCACUGGUCCCUCAGACCUCAUUUCCCCAAUCAUCCACCAAGGCCCAGGUAACCAGACGCUGGCACGGGGCUCCAGUGCCAAGCUCCAGUGCCAUGUAAUGGGCAUCCCACCUCCCAGCAUCAGGUGGGAGAAGGACGGACAGAGACUCUCGGCAGAUGGCGUCCACGUCACUUUGAUUGAAAACGGCACUUUACACAUCAGCAGCCUGCAGGAGACCGACUCAGGGAUGUACACGUGUGUAGCCUCCAGUUCCGCAGGAGAGACGAGGUGGAGUGGUGCCAUCACAGUGAGAGAGACGUCAUCCCUCGUGCGGCUCUCACAGACCCUGCAGCUGCCUGGUCCCCCGCUGAAGCCCGCUGUGACCGACGUGAGCCAGAGCAGCGUCACACUGACGUGGCAACCCAACCAGCACGAAGGAGGCGCUGCUGUCACCUCCUACAUUAUCGAAGCUUUUAGUCAGUCAGUGGGAAACACAUGGCAGACCGUAGCAGAUCAAGUGAAGCAGGAGAAACACACAGUGACUGGUCUCUUCCCCAACACUGUGUACCUUUUCAUUGUUCGUGCGGUGAACUCGUACGGCCUGAGCGACCCAAGCCCCAUCUCAGAGCCUGUAAGAACACAAGAUGGCAGGCCUAGCAGUUCACCAAUCGAUCCCAGGCGCAUACAGGCGGAUUUAGCAGAGGUCAUGGUGUAUCUGCAUCCUCUAGAGAUAAUGACUCCCACCAGCAUACAGAUCACAUGGACUGUUGAGCGUGAGCCUUACUACCUUCAGGGUUACAGGCUGCUGUACAGGCCGUCAGGCAGCGCCUGGCUGCUUCAGGACAUAAAGGCAGGGUCCAAACACACAGCAGUGUUAUCAGAGCUGCGCAGAGGCACAGAGUACGAGCUCAAAAUGAGACCCUACUUCAAAGAGUUCCAGGGCUCUGACAGUGAGCUAGUAGUGUUUCGCACCCCAAAGGAAGUGCUAAGUGCCCCCCCUCAAGCUGUCACUGUGGUCCAGUUGGAUAACAGCUCCACAGUGCGAGUGUCCUGGGAGCCACCUAUCAGUGAUAUCCAGGAUGAGCCCAUUUUGGAGUACAGGGUGUGGUGUGUAGGGAAUGUGUCUGGACUUCAGAUGCAGUUAAACCAAAGCGUGAGCGGGGACGUCCUCCACGCGCUUAUAAAUGAGCUGGUGCCCGAGAUGCUGUACAGCGUGCAGGUGGUUGCAGUGACCAGCGCAGGAGCUGGAGAACCCAGCGCGCCAGUAUUUAUUCUCAUCACCCCUGUGGGUGAGCCCUCAUUGCCUGUGCUGAACGAUGACAGCAGCAGUCUUUCGGAGCACAUCUCGAUACUGUUCAGACAGACAGCUUUUAUUGCUACUCUGGGUUCAGCCUGCUGGAUGGUGCUGAUGGGCUUCAGUGCCUGGAUCUACUGCAGACACAAGAGAAAGAAAGAGCUUGGCCAUUAUGCUACUUCUUUUGCCUACACACCUGCUGUCGGCCUCUCCAACAGUGACAGGGCAGGACUUAGCAACGGAAGGCCAUGCUUGCUUGGAUCCAACAUGGCUAACUACCCCUGGCUGGCGGAUUCUUGGCCGAACAGCAACUUUAACCAGAGCAAUAAAGAUUCCAUGAAUUGCUGCACUGGCAAACACGACUCCACUGACAGAUACUGCAACACUGCAGGGACAAGCAUCCUGGGGCCAAACCAAAUAUACAGCCCAACAUCCAACGAAGGAGCCAUCUACAGCACUAUAGACAGAGCUAGCGAGUCACAGCAUGACCUGAGUAGUGUUUACUCACAUGACCUCUACACAAGCUCACCAGUCCUGUCCAAACCUGACCUCGACCAGUGGAGCUUACAGUCUGACCUCAGCUCAGCUGAAUAUGCCCAGCUCCAGUACCCAAGGACAGGCGACGAUAUUAUGGAAAUGCAGAAGCCUUCUGAGUCAGCGACGUAUAACUGGUCCAAUGUUCUGUCCCUGCCGCCGCCAAACACACGAGAACAGAGACAGCAGCCCAGGUGUGAGGAUGAAGAAGACUGGUGUGCUCCUCUGCCGGAGAGGACCUAUCAAAAGGAUGGUAUGGAGAACGCUGCCACAUUGCCUCUGAGAGGGGAGCGCUGUGGGCGAGCUACCACCUACAACCAGCCGUUCACAGCAACCCUAAACCCGUCUCCCAGUGAGGAACUAAUGCCAGUUAAUCCAUGUUUGCAGCAUCCUGACCUACUGCUACGCACUAAGGGGCCAUGCGCACCAAAUGUAAAAUCAACUCUCCCCAACUCAAAGCUACUCACCAACCUGGAAUCACACAACAGCCUGCCCCGUCUGCAGGGCCACUGGAGAGACAUCUGCCAAGUGGAGAGGUCUGAGCACUUCAAAGGCGAGAUUGCUUUAUUUGUGCGCGAGAAGUCAAUUCCAUCCCCCACUGAGCAACCACGGUCCAAAAAGACAUCAUCCAGGGAUGGACCUCGGAGAAGAGAAACCUUAAAAACAGGAGAUCUGCCCCCGCCACCUGAACCCCCUCCGGCAGAAGGCACUAAGGUGGACCUGGCAGCCAUGUCGAAGACCAGAACACAGCCACCUGGCCAAGAACGGAGGGCAGAUCUGAAAACACAGAACCGGUGGAGCACAGAAGAGGAGGAGCUUAUCCAUUACAGUGUGAACAUGCAGUCCAGGAGUCAGUGUUCUCCUCCUGCAACUUCCAGCUCUUGCUCUCGUCCUCACACAGCUUCCCACACCAGGAGGAAAAAAGAGAACGCGAUGUGAGUGGAAGAUGACGACGGCGAUGAUGAAUUUCUACUCGGUGUCCUACUGUGCCAAAUAAACCUUUAUUGCAAAUGAUGUCCAGUAGAACACAAGAGCCAUACAAGUCUAUGUGAUUUCCAUCCACCUCCUUAAGCUAUUUAUUUAUUUAUUUAUUUAUUUAAGUAUAAUUAUUUUCUUAUUCAUUUAUUUGUUUUUUAUUUCUAUGCUGUUGAAACCUUUAUUUUAUGCAUCUAAUAUUUUGGACUAUGCUUUGUGUGACUGAUCAACAAACGAUUUUGGCCAGACAAAAAUAUUUCUGAAUGUAAUUUUUUUAUUUACCUCGAUACCUCGAUGUUUACAUUUAAUUCCACGCUGUUUAUCUUGUGUAACACUAGAGUCUCUGCGUCUAAACCCAUAACAGUUUUUUUUAUGGUAGAAUAGUAGAGCAGUUUAUGAUCCAGCAUCUCUGCUUCAAAUCCGUCCACACUGCAAAACUGUCAUGCGCUCCGGAGAGAUGAGUCUCGCCUGCUAAGCUGCGCUGCUGACAUACACAUAACAUAACCAGGCUGUGCAAGCUAAUGUUAGAAAAGUGCUAAUGUUACACACACUGAAUGGAAGUAAG